AUUGGUUGAAGAGGAUUCUGGAUCUGGUAAUUACAUGAACACAGAGUGCCUUAGUGCCUGGGAGAAACAUCACAGAAAACAUAAUGGUUAAAUUAUAAUGAUUUCACGCUAUUAAAAACAGAAAGCAGGGAAAGAAGGGCAUAUUGGACAUAGCUAAAGCCUAUGAUAGGGUGGAAUGGAGUUUCUUAGAGGGUAUUAUGCUAAAAUUGGGAUUCCAUGAGGAGUGGGUUCAUUUAAUCAUGCAAUGUAUGUCUACUAUCACCUAUUUAGCUUUGAUAAAUGGACAUCAGACUGAGAUCAUUAAGCCCUCGAGAGGUCUAAGACAGGGGGAUCCUAUCUCUCCCUACCUGUUUCUUCUAUGUGUUGAAGGGCUGCCAGGUUUGACAAAAAGAGUAGUGGAGGAAGGGAAACUACGAGGGAUCAAGGUGAGUAGCAAUGGCCCUAUGAUUCCACACUUUUUCUUUGCAGACGAUAGUAUAUUCUUUUUUAGAAGAAGAAGGAGGAAGGAGAGGUGCUGAGGGAUAUUCUACAAAUAUUGAGAAAGCUUCAGGACAACAACUUAGUCUUGCCAAGUCUAAACAGUCUUUUAGUACGAAUGUCACAGAGGUAGAUCGAAAGGAAAUGGCUGAAUCAUUGGGGGAUGAGAACUGUAAUGUAUCAUGACAAAUACUUGGGACUCCCAACGGUAAUUGGUAGAGCAAAGAAAGCUGUAUUUUCACAGCUCAUUGAUAGAGUGCGCAAUAUGAUCAAAAUGUGGAAAGGGAAGCUUCUUUCAAAUGCUGCUAAAGAAAUACUGAUUAAAGUUGUGGCACAAGCGCAAACACUUUAUGCCAUGUCAAUGUUUCUGAUCCCUCUAGGAGUGAUCCAGGAAAUUCAGAGUAUGAUAGCUAGUUUCUGGUGGGGUAAGAAACGGGAAGAGAAGAUGAUUCACUCGAUGAGUUGGGAUAAGCUAUGUCGACCAAAGUAUGAGAGAUGUAUGGGUUUUCAAAACCAACAUGGAUUUAACAUUGCGUUGCUUGGAAGACAAGUAUGGAACCUACUCCAAAAUCCAAACACCCUAGUGGAAUAAGUACUCAAAGCCAAUUAUCAUCCCCAUUGUGACGUUCUGGAAGUUGAGAUAGGCAACAACCCUAGUUAUAUUUGGAGGAGUCUAAUGCAAGCUCUAACACUUGUUAGAAAGGGUACAAGGUGGAGAAUAUGGGAUGGGGAGAGUGUGAGAAUAUGGUGGGAUCGCUGGAUCCCAACAGCUGCUGACUACAGAGUACAGACACAAGUUUCUAGAUUGGGCAUCACUGAAAAGGUAUCGAAAUUAAUUGAUCAGGACACUCGAUCUUGGAAAAGCAAUCUUCUGCAAGCAAACUUCCAACCAACAUAUCGAGACCGGAUCAAUCAAAUUCCAAUUCCUUUUCACCCCAGGGCAGAUAUGAGGGUCUGAGGCAAGGAGAAGUUUGGGAAAUACUCAGUUCGUUUAGGUUAUAAAGAAUGGACGAGGAAAUAGGUGAGUGAUCAGGUGGAAAGCUAUGUCCCAAUCGAUUGGAAACACCUAUGGACGCUGCAAUUACCUACAAAGGUUCGAGUUUUGUUUGGUGAUAAGGCAGUAACAUACUACCUACAGGAGCAAACCUCAGUAGAAGAAUCCCAUAGGCACAUGAUGAAUGUCCCUUCUAUGGAUUGGUGGAAACUCAAGAACACAUAACUAGGGAUUGCGACUGGGCAAGUCGAGUUUGGAGACCUAGCAAUUUGGCGAAGUAUUUCUUGAUGGGAGAAGGAAAAAACUACGAGAAAUAGCUCUGUAACCUAAUCGAGGGCACAAACAAGGAAGAACUAUAUGCGGUGCUAAUCACCCUAUGGUUUCUCUAUAAAGAGAGAAACAACCAUUUAUUCAACAAUGCAAAACUAGAGGAAUGAGAAGUGGUGACGAGGGCUCAGCCCUACCUGGAAUAAUAUCAACAACAGCAGAUCCAUGGAGUGAAGGACCCCUCUGUGAAGACCCGUUUAGGGUGGGAACCUCCGCCACAAGGGUCUUUCAAGUUGAAUAAAUGUUGCGAUCUUGGAUGAGGAUGGGACUGGGUACGGGCUGAUUAUCCGCGAUGAUGAGGGGCAAUUCCAGGUGGCAGCGGUUCAUCGUACAAGGACGAAGUGGCCACCGGAAAUGGCUGAAGCACUUGCCCUUCUCUAGGGACUGAGGCUCGUCAAAGCGCACCAAUUCCUGCCGCUGCUCAUGGAGACGGACUGCAAAUCGGUGAUUCAAAAGUUCGAUCAAAAGGAGACUACGAUCUGGGAAGUUGAGGGGAUUUGUGAUUAAAUCAGGGAGCUGGCUCGGGAGGAUUGAAAUGUUCUUUGGCGAUUCUAGGGGAGGAAAGGAAAUGAGAGCACUUACGCGAUGGCGAGAGUGCGUUGUCGACUAGAGGAGACGGAAGUUUGGUUUAAUCGUCCUCCAAUUUUUUUAGUACCCCAAUUAUUAGCUGAUGGCUCUGUAACAUGAAUUUAAUUAAUCAAUACAUGCCAGUUAUAAAAAAGUAUUCUCAAUAGUUAGUGGGAAUUUUGCACUAUGAAGGUAAUUAUGUCGUCAAUUAUCUCGUUAAGAGACUUUUUUUUUUACUACUUGUAGUUUCCACCUUGUAGAUUGUAAGGAGAGCCAAAGUUCAUGCACCGAACUAUGAUAUGUUGGGGUUUUAGGUAUAAUAUGCCCCUCUACUAUGACGUUUUAUCAAACAUGCCCCUCUACUAUUUUUUACAUCAAACAUGCCCCUGUAAUUUGGAAAAACUAUCAAACAUGCCCUCCAGUUGAAAUUUUCAUUGAAAAAAAGCGUCAAUCAUGGUUGAACCGAGAUUUAGACGACCUGACAUCGAUAAAUAGGAGGGGAAAUGUCAGUUUUGACCUUGCUUUAUUUUUCUAGGUCUCAUCAAAGUGAAAUUAUUAUAAUUAUUUGGCAAUACAAAAGAACAAAAAAAAAAACUCUAACGUGAAAUUAUUAAAGAUAUAUUAGAUAUUUGGGUCGCUCAAACCAAAGUUCGGUCUUGGUUAACGGUUUUUGGAUGGAAAUUUUAGCAAAAAGACAUUGUUUGAUAAGUUUUCCAAAGUACAGGAGCAUGUUUGAUGUAAAAAAUAGUAGAGGGGCAUGUUUGUUAAAACGUCAUAGUAGAGGGACAUAUUAUACCUAUAACCCUUUUAAAUCUUGUACCAUUAAUGUAACAAGUUAGGCAUCAUUUACACUUUUUUUUUCAAAAAAAAUGUAUAAAAACUAAAAUAUGAAUUGAUUAAAAUAAUUAAGGAGUU
This is a messenger RNA of Linum trigynum, 3280 nucleotides long. The record is from the annotation of a GenBank genome assembly. Lineage: Eukaryota; Viridiplantae; Streptophyta; Magnoliopsida; Malpighiales; Linaceae.